GGCUCCUCCAACGUUCUUCAUUUUCAAACCCCAAAAGUCGUGUUCAAUUCAUCUUGAAGCUUUACACGUACAUACAAAUUCAAAACCAAAUUGAUCGGUUCCUCAAUGGAAGCAAUCAGAAAGCAAGCCUCCAGGCUGCGAGACCAGGUCGCUAGGCAACAGCAGGCUGUCCUGAAGCAGUUUGGAGCAUAUGGUGGUUCGGAUAAUGCAUCAACUGAUGAUGCUGAGCUCCAACAGCACCAGAAACUUGAAAAACUAUACAUAUCCACUCGAGCUGCUAAGCAUUUCCAAAGGGACAUUGUUCGUGGAGUUGAAGGCUACAUUGUUACAGGAUCCAAACAAGUUGAAAUAGGAACCAAAUUAUCAGAAGAUAGCAAGAAAUAUGGUGUUGAGAACACCUGCACUACUGGAAAUACAUUAUCAAAAGCAGCCUCCAGUUUUUCACGAGCUCGCGCUCAAAUGGAGAAAGAGCACGGAAAUUUAUUGAAAGCCUUGGGCACACAGGUGGCGGAACCAUUAAGAGCUAUGGUAAUGGGAGCUCCACUUGAAGAUGCUCGUCAUCUUGCUCAGCGAUAUGAUAGGAUGAGACAAGAGGGAGAAGCUCAGGCAGUUGACGUUGCCAGAAAACAAGCAAAAGUUAGAGAAGGUGCUGCCCAUCCUGACAUGGUUUUUAAACUUGAAGCGGCUGAAUCAAAAUUGCAAGAUCUAAAGUCCAAUGUGGCAACACUAGGGAAGGAAGCUUCUGCAGCUAUGGCUGCUGUCGAAGCUCAACAGCAAAGGCUGACUCUGCAACGGUUGAUAACCAUGGUCGAAGCCGAACGCGCUUACCAUCAAAGAGUCCUUCAAAUACUUGAUCAACUAGAAGGGGAGAUGAUGUCUGAGCGUCAACGAAUUGAAGCAGCUCCUACCCAUAGCACGGACACUUUUUCAGCUCCUCCCAUAUAUGAAGAAGUAAAUGAUGUAUCUACUUCACCAAUGCAGAAUGGUGCAACUGAUACCUUGGGAUACUUUCUUGGGGAGGUUGUACACGCAUAUCAAGCUGAAUCUGAUGUGGAGCUUAAUUUGUCAACUGGUGACUAUGUUGUCGUAAGAAAGGUCUCAAAUAAUGGUUGGGCUGAAGGUGAAUGCAAGGGGAAAGCAGGCUGGUUUCCUUUUGGGUACGUUGAGAGACGAGAUCGUGUUCUAGCAAGCAAGGUAGCUGAAGUUUAUUAAAUUGUUCUCUGCUAGUUUGGGCAGCCAAGCGCCACUCUAUUUGUGUAUUUGGAAGUUUUGCCCCCUACAUUAAGGAGUAUAUAUCUAUCUGUAUUGCUCCUUGGGGGUUUAUAUAGUUUCUUUUUCAGUUUUAGCAGAUGCUGUACUGCGAGUUGGUUUAAAGCAUUCUUUUUAUUUGUGUUCAUAGAUGUAUUACUCGGCUAUCCUAGUCACGAUUGAUCCUUUCUUGAAA
This is a messenger RNA of Salvia hispanica, 1444 nucleotides long. RefSeq names its product SH3 domain-containing protein 2-like. Gene Ontology annotation, molecular function: protein binding. NCBI's taxonomy places the organism in Eukaryota, Viridiplantae, Streptophyta, Magnoliopsida, Lamiales, Lamiaceae. The record is from RefSeq and is a predicted model, not a curated record.